Molecule: messenger RNA, 2707 nt
Organism: Micropterus dolomieu (smallmouth bass)
Lineage: Eukaryota; Metazoa; Chordata; Actinopteri; Centrarchiformes; Centrarchidae
Product: zinc finger protein OZF-like
Exons: 2
Coding region: 131-1393 (420 amino acids)
Biological process (GO): regulation of transcription by RNA polymerase II
Molecular function (GO): DNA-binding transcription factor activity; RNA polymerase II cis-regulatory region sequence-specific DNA binding
Source: RefSeq, a predicted model, not a curated record
GGGAGAGCAGCUUCGAGGGCUGGAGGAGGCUGAUAUCACCAAGUUCACAUUCACUCUUGUCUCUGUGAAGAGUGAAGAAGACGAUGAAGAGAAACCUCAGUCCUCACAGCUUCAUCAAAGAUUUGACCAGAUGGAAACAAAAGCUGAUAGAGAGGACUGUGGAGGACCAGAACCAGCCAGGAACUCAGAUCCAGAGAGACAUUUACAACCUGAUACUCAUGACAAGGCUUCACACUCCUCUGAACCUCAGACUGAAGAGAGUUGUGAUUGGGAGGAGACCAGGGGACCUCAGUCAGGUUCAAACCCUCUGCAAAAUAACAGUGAAUGUAACACUUGUGAGAAAUCAUUUCACUGCUCGGAGUGUGGUAAACUAUUCAGCCAAAACUCAAAUGUGAAGAGACACAUGAGAAUUCACACUGGAGAGAAACCAUUUAGUUGUUCAGUUUGCAGAAAAAGAUUUAAUCAGAGGGUACAUCUGGCAGAACACAAGGCAAUCCACAUGAGGGAGAAACGAUACAGCUGCCGUGUUUGUGGCAAAAAAUUCUCUUGGCUUUAUCAGCUCAAACACCAUCAGUGUGUUGGUCGUCAGUCCUCAAAGCUUCAUCAAAGCCAAACUGACCAGAUGAAAACAAAAGCUGAUGGAGAGGACAGUGGAGGACCAGAACCAGCUGAAGUACCUGUAAGUGAUCGGGUAUGUAAUAAUGGAAAAACAUCAAGUAGCUCCUCUGAAUGUGCUACAAGCUUUGGACACAAGGGACGUCUGCAGAAACACAAUGGACUCCAAAUAGGAGAGGAAGCAUUUUGUUGCUCAGUUUGUGGUAAAAGAUACUUCGGGAAGAAGUCCUUAAGGAGUCAUAUGAGGCUUCAUUCAGAACGAAAAUGUUUCAUCUGCUCAGUUUGUAAAGUAAGUUUUGGCUGCAGAAGCCAUUUGUCCACACACGAGAGAAUCCACACACAGGAGAAGCCAUUUAGUUGUUCUGUCUGUGGUAAAACAUUUUCACAAAAACCACAUCUGAAACAACACUUGACUGUCCACACAGGGGAGAAACCGUUCAGUUGUUCUGUCUGUGGUAAAACAUUUUCACAAAAGCCACAUCUGAAACAUCACUUGACUGUCCACACAGGUGAGAAACCCUUCAGUUGUUCUGUCUGUGGUAGUAGAUUUGCACAAAACUCAACUUUGACCUCACACAUAAGAGUUCAUACAGGAGAAAAACCUUUCAGCUGCUCAGUUUGUAAAACAAGAUUCCGUGACAAAAGCAAUUUGUCCAGACACAUGAGAAUCCACACAGGAGAGAAACCGUUUAGUUGCAGCAUUUGUGAUAAAACUUUCACUCAACCCGCUCAUCUCAAAAACCACAAGUGUGCUGGAGAGAGCAGCAGAAGUAAAUGAAGCUUCAGAGAUGCUUCAGAUUUUAGUUGUGACACAUUAUUUGGUGGUUUUCUGAGAACUUUGACAUUUUAAUACAUGUCAUACCAAAAGCAAAGUAUUUCAUGUCUGUUGUACAGCACUAUGGUCAACUAGUGUUUUCAAAUGUGAUUUACAAACUACAUUCAUUGCCUUAUCACCCAACAACACAAUUUACUUGUAAUUGAAUGGACUCUCCUGGUCUUGAAUAUAUCUAAUUAUAUGUAAAACGUGAACAAUUGAUUCUUAAACUGCUCAUACUGUAUUUGUGUUAUUUUGGUCAAAUCACAAGUCUUUACACAACCUUUGAUUUCACACAAUUGGACAGCUGAUGUGUUGGAUUUGCCCAUUUGCCUUUAAAGCAGAGGUUCUGAUUUUUCCAGCCUGUUUCAUCUUCAAUGUUGGGCAUGUUAGUCAGAAAAUGUAAUAAGUUAAUACUUUUACAGAACUGAUAGUAUUACUUUUUUUUAGUACUGUAUAUUUAAAGGACUUAUGUGACUAUAUUACUUUCACGACCCCCCCGCCCCACCCAUUACUUCAAAGUGACAGACACUUUGUUCAGCCAGCUCAUUUCAGAAUUGAAUCCACUUUACUGGAACAAUAAUUCACCUUAGGAGUCAACAAUCAGCCAAACUGAAAAAAAUAUAGUCUCUCCCAAUGAGUGCAUCAGCUACAGGAAACAUUUAAUUUUAAUGAUCAGCUACAAGUCAGUCAGACCGUUUUAGGUUGACAAAUUUUGAAGAUUUUUAAACCUUUGUCUGGAAACUGGUUUCAAUAAUUUUAUUAAAUACAUUAUUUUUUUCCCCCAUAUAAUUAUUUUGUUAUUUUUAUUUGUUUAAAAAUUUUUUUAAAAGCUCCAUAACAGGUGGUGUUUUUUAAUGAUUAAUUUGCAAUUGAUUUAUGAUGUGAAUUCAUCUAUAGCAUUAAUUGUAAAUGACCGAACUGUAAUUCCUCCUUAUGAAGGAAGUGAAGUAAAAUACUUUCAAAUACACUGAAACCUAAAACAAGCAUUUUCUUGCUGUUUAAUGUGUUCGUAAUGAUGGCAAUAUAGGUUUUAGUCCACCCUGAUGAUCAUGUUCAUAAACACAUCUAAUAAUGACAUAAUAAAAAUCAGAUUAAAAAAACGUAGGAAAUGUUUGUGAUUCUGCUCACAAGCUGAUACAUUAUCUGAACUCUUGUGUAACUGUUGUGAAUUGCUGUAUAAUUAGAUGUACUACUAUAAUCUAUCACCUGUGAAAAGUAAAGUAAUUUUACUUACUAGUAGAGUUAUCAGUGUGUGUGUGUGUGUGUGUGUGUGUG